UCCCCUUUCGUCCUUCUUCCCGUUGAGCCGCUCGGUUUCGUUGAACUGCUACACCUGCUCGCCGUUUCUCGUCUUUAUCCUCCCACAACAUGGAUGAUUUUGACAUGCUGAAUGCGCCCGCCGCUGGAAACGGCGUGGGCUCGGAAGAGGACCCCGCUGCCGCUUUUUUGGCCCAGCAGGAGAGCGAAAUAGCGGGCAUUGAAAACGACGAAGGCUUCAGCAUCCUGGACAGCGGAGAGGUCCCCUCGUCGCUGGGAGACUCCAACGAUGGCACCGUCAAUGGAGAACUUCAUGGGGAAAGCAACGGUCCAUCAGAUGCCUAUGCAGCAAUUUCCAAUGCAGACCGACUGCAGGCUGAACCUGAAAGUCUACGCAAGUGGAGAGAAGAACAAAGGGAGAGACUGGAAUUGCUAGAUGCCAACUCUCGUACGCAGGAAUCGGAGUGGAAAGAGAAGGCCAAAGUGGAGCUGGAGGAGUGGCAUGCCAGGCAGAAUGAGCAGCUGGAGAAAACCAAAACCAAUAACAGGGUGCUGGAUGAAGACUUCUACAAGCAGCCCUUCUCUGAGCUCAUUGGUUAUGUCACACACAUUAACCAUCCUUGCUACCGCCUAGACCAGGCGGCUGAGGAAGCCAUGAUUUCAGACCUGGAUGAGAACAACCCCGGCACCGAGUGGGAGCGGGUGGCUCGGCUCUGCGACUUCAACCCCAAGUCCAGCAAGCAGGCCAAAGAUGUGUCCCGCAUGCGCUCCGUCCUCAUCUCCCUCAAGCAGUCCCCGCUAGUUCGCUAGACAUGCAAGGCUGUUCAGGGCAUCAUUCCAUAUCAUCCCUUUUCCACCACACACCAACCAACCCCAACUACCGAUGUCCCACCAUUUGUCUUCAGACGACAAGGGCUCACAACCCUUCAUAUCCACAUUUUUAUGCCAUGCACAGCCCUGUUUUUUUCCCCACAGUGGAAGGAUAUAACCAGUGAUCCCACCCCAAUCUGUCUCCUCCUGGCAGGGCUUUAGAGAUUAUCCUUGAUCUACCUGCUCACCAUUUUCAAGGUUUUUACCGGUGUACACCUCUUUCACAGACCAAUUCAGAUCUUAGAACAUAUUGCCUUUGCUGUUAAACAAAUUGAGAUUAAAGCCAGUUAGAUCCAUACGAGGUCUCAUGGUCUAUGGUCUUGUGUAACACUGAUGUAAGGGUGGUGAGUCGGGACACUAAAAUGGAAGGGUUGAUGUUUGUUUGGACCUACAGCUACACUACAACCUGCUUCACACGGCCCCCAAACAAUAUCAUUCCCAUGAUGCUGUGCUGUAACUCUUAACCUGUCAAUCUUAGGAAUCCUUCUUUGACUGUUGAGGGUUGAUAUUAAGUGGUUUUAUUCAUCUCUUGCCCUUCAACGCAUUGCCUCAUGUUUUCCCAUCCUUACGAAAAAAAAAUAUCUUCAGAAUUUUUCUUUGUUGUUUUUUUUUUAAGGACCAAACUCUAAGACAAACUCCAAAUUCAGUGUGUGUACUUUGAACUGUGUGUGUAGAGCCUGCUUGUGGCAUAUUGUGUUGAAUUUUCCAAUCUAUGCAUUUUGUUUUGAAAAGCCUCUUCCCUCUCCAGUCAGGAAUUGAACGAAGUCCAGUCAUUACAAUACAUGUGACCUGUUUGUAUGUGUGUUUCAACCUCAACAGUGUGUAUGUACUCUAUGCGUGUACCUAUGUACAUAUACAGAAGGCAAUAUAUAUACAGUAUAUAAAACAUUUGUCACUGAAAUUAGACAUUUGCGGUUUUAAAGAGAACUAGAUCCUAGUCAGCUGUUGCUUGACCAUGUGUGUUCAUUGUCCAUUUGAUUUCAAUAUCAGUAAAAAGUAAAUGGAA
Messenger RNA from Amphiprion ocellaris (clown anemonefish), 1854 nucleotides. It is a transcript of the gene clta, whose product is annotated as clathrin, light chain A. The transcript is spliced from 7 exons. The record is from RefSeq and is a predicted model, not a curated record. Gene Ontology annotation, molecular function: clathrin heavy chain binding; structural molecule activity. Lineage: Eukaryota; Metazoa; Chordata; Actinopteri; Pomacentridae. The coding region runs from base 90 to 788 and encodes 232 amino acids. Gene Ontology annotation, cellular component: synaptic vesicle membrane; postsynaptic endocytic zone cytoplasmic component; plasma membrane. Gene Ontology annotation, biological process: clathrin-dependent endocytosis; clathrin coat assembly; intracellular protein transport.